AUGUUAAAAUCGAAAAAUAUCCGAUCGAAAGUCUGUUCGAUUCUGGAGGACGACACUGAGAAAAUGGAGCAUAUUUUGGAGACAAAUCCGAAUAUUAACGUUUCCAAGCACGACAAUCACCGGCAAACACCUCUUCACUACGCGGCCUUUAUUGGAAAUGAGAAUACUUGUGUCACGUUGAUACGAUACGGUGCUCAAAUCGACGUAAAAGAUAAUAUUGGUUUGACGCCCUUACACAGAGCUUGUGCUGCGGAUAGAUCACAAGCUGUGGAUGUCCUUAUUGAGAACGGCGCGGAUUGUUCCAUUCGAAACAGAAACUGGGAAACAGCGUGGCACAUUGCAGCAGCUCACGGAGCUGUUUCUUGUCUCCAGCGACUCUUGUGCAAAACUGGCAAUGUAAACAUACAAGAUAAAUGCGGAAGAAGCGCUCUCCAUCACGCGGCAGUGAAGGGACAGGAUCAAGUCACCGAGUUUCUGAUAGAAAACGGCAUCAAUGUCUCUAACUGCGACCGUCAAGAUAGAAGAGCGCUUCAUUGGGCUGCCUCGGCAGGACACAGUAAUGUUGUGGAACUGUUAAUAAACCAUGGCGCGGAUGUGAACGCGAAAGAUGCACUUGCCAACACAGCGGUGCAUUUUUCAGCGCGAAACGGUUACCAGUUGGUUGUUGAGCAACUUAUCCACUCGAAUGCGAAUCUCGAUCUUCAAAAUAACAACGGCGAAACGGCUCUCCAUCUCGCGGCAAAAUACGGUCACGCCGAGUGCGUCGAGAUCUUGCUCAAAUAUGGCGCCAGGGCGGACAUCACCAACAAAGUUCUGAAAACGCCGUUGCACUAUUCGGUGAUCACGAAUCGACAGAAUCCGGCGAUGGUGGAGGCGACGAAAGCGUUUCUGCAGACUGUUGGCGGCACCUGCAACGUUGAUGUUAGGGGCAGAACUCCGCUUCACUGCGCUGUGCAGAACAGGGCGACCGAUCACGUCGAAAUACUUUUACAGUUCGACAAUCACAAGGAGCAGCAUUCGGUGAAUAUGGCUGAUCACUUGGGAAAUACGCCGCUCCAUUACGCCGCGGAAUUGGACGAUUGUGAGAUGGUUCAGCGACUGCUCCAGCAUCGAGCCUCGCCGAACCAGGAGAAUAAGGAGGGAGUCACUCCUUUUCAUGUUGCUGCUAAAAUGAGCUCUAAAGAAGUUAUUAAUUUUCUACUGCAAGCUGGUGCCGCGCCAAAACUCGACAAGAAGAACCGUUCAAUUUUGCACUAUACCGCGAUGGGAGGCCGCCUUGGAGUCAUGGACAUCCUAUCAAACAUUGAUCCAGAAAUCGAGCGCACCGACUCUUCAAGAAAAUCUGUUCUGCACUACGCGGCCAUGGGUCAGAAUGUGAAAAUGGUUGCAAAUCUGAUUUCCCAACUUCCAAAGUCAUUUGUGAAUCAAAGCGAUAGUGAUGGAAAAACGCCACUUCAUCAUGCCGCAACGAACAAUUACUUUCUCCGUGUUCAAAAGUCUUCUGACCCCGGCGCGUUGAAUAUGGCCAGAGACAACAUCUUUCAAUACGAGCAGAAGUCAGCAGAGAUAUGCGAAAUUUUCCUUCAGAAUGGGGCUUCGGUAGAAAUCAGAGACAAAAACAACUUUACACCUCUUCACUGCGCUGCGGCGUCAAACAACAAUUCUUCACUAGAAAUUCUUCACGAGCAAGACCACGAUGUCUCAAAUGUUUCACUAUUAGUUGUUGCCUGUCUUAAAAGAUGCAUCUCCGUCGUCGAAAAACUUCUUCAAGAUAAUCCUGACCUCAUUCUUUCUCGCGACUCUACUAACAAAGGGAUGAGCGCGUUGUACGCUGCUGCGAAGAGUGGCUGCAUCAAGGCGAUUGAAAAAAUCGACGAAGCAUCCUCGGAAAGCCAAGAAACAAUCGGCGAAAACAUCAAGCGAUUGUUCGAGCCAGGUUUCGAAGGGAAAAACGCACUCCACGUGGCCGCUGUAAACAAUCACCCAAGUGCCUUUCAAAAAAUUCUCUCAAUCGUCUACGGUUCUGCUCCCACUUCUUCUCGCCAAUCUUUCGUUUUCAAGGACAAUCUUGGCCGGACACCAAUUCAUUAUGCAGUUGGGAACGGAAUGUGCGAAGGAUUUAUGGAAGACUUGUUCGAUUGGGCGGGCGAGUCGUCCAUCGAAGACGUCGACAAUGACAGGAACAAUAUUUUCCACUUUGUCGCCGCUCGGGGCUCAGUUGAUGUUUUCAAAAGCCUCUGCUUGAGAAUCAGAAACGUUUCGGAGGUGACUAUUGAAAAACUGCUCGUCAAAAGAAACAAGUUUGGAAAGACUCCUCUUCACAUAGCCGCAGAGAAUGGCUUCUCUGAGCUUGUCGGUCAACUGCUGGAAACAUGCCCUCAUGCGAUCGAAGUCCACGAUUCGAAUGGACUUACUCCGUUCACUCUUACUGCAGCCCUUGGCCGAGUCAAGACAUUCCAAAAAAUCAUCGACUUCAUCAAAGCCGAGAGCAUCGACCUAAAGAACCCAUGCCAUGCUAGAGCCUUCCUCGCAGCCAUCAACGGUGGAAACAUGUUGAUUUUGUCAAUUCUCUACAAAUACUGUCUCUCCCUUCCUCAAAAAACUCUCAAAACGUGGCUACGAACUAAAAACUCGAUCGAACGCGGUGCUCUUCACAUAGCAGCUCAUAGGAACGACACGAGUGCCAUGAACAAACUGCUGGCGGUUUCAAAACUUGUCGGGGGAAACUUCACGUCGGAACUUUCUGAGUGCGACAGAAACGGACUGAACGUCCUUCAAGUUGCAAUUAAAAAUGGCUGCAUCGAUAUCACAAAAGAAAUUUUGAACAUCGACAAAGAAGGAGUCCUGCUUGACCAAAACGAAAACGUCGAAGGAAAUUCACCGCUACAAAUAGCUAUCAAAAUCAAGAAUCGCGAGCUAGCACUGAUGAUCAUGAGCAAAUGUACUCCUGAUCAGAUUAACCAUCGUAAUUACAGGGGAGCCACUGCUCUCCACAUGGCAGUUGAGUCUAGAAUAGAGCUUUCUCGGGACUUGCUGAACGCAGGAGCUGAUGCAUUUGUUUUCGACGAUAGCGCGCGUCUUCCUCUAUUCGCUCUCUGUCAGAAUCAAACCGACCUUUACAACCUUUGCGACAUCCUGAUGAACAUGCUCGAGCGCAAAAAUCGCGGCAAGCUCAACGAGCUCAACGAAGAUGAUGUCAACGGCACCGAAAAUGGAAACUCAACUUCUCAAAGCCCGCGAUACAUUUCCCAUCUUUGUGUGUCUGGCAAUCCAGCAUCUUUGGAAAACUCGGCGAGACUGUCUCUUACGUCUUCAUUGUCGUCAUUUCGACGAAGUUCUGUCUCAAGCGUCAAUCCACAUAAGUUGAACGGCCGCAGCGACAGCGUCUUCGACGAUUAUGAAGCCUUCUAG
Molecule: messenger RNA, 3411 nt
Organism: Oikopleura dioica
Lineage: Eukaryota; Metazoa; Chordata; Appendicularia; Copelata; Oikopleuridae
Source: the annotation of a GenBank genome assembly